Molecule: messenger RNA, 921 nt
Organism: Pyricularia grisea
Lineage: Eukaryota; Fungi; Ascomycota; Sordariomycetes; Magnaporthales; Pyriculariaceae
Exons: 3
Coding region: 1-921 (306 amino acids)
Source: RefSeq, a predicted model, not a curated record
AUGAAAAGAGAAGACGUUGAGUUUAAGACGUCGGACGGCGUUUCUCUGCGGGGUUGGUUCUACAGCAGUGAUCUCAUUACCGACAGCAAAGCGCCAUGCAUUGUCCUGUGUAUUGGCCUAGGGGGCACCAAGGAAAUGAGUGUCGAAAGGUUCGCCGAGUAUUUCGUCGCCCAUCUCCCGGUCAAUUGCCUGCUGUAUGACCACCGCAGCUGGGGCGCCAGCGACACGCUGCCGGGGUGCCCACGGAACGAGGCGGACCCCAUGGUGCAAUCUAGCGAUUUGAGCGACGCAAUCUCGUAUGUUUCGACCCUCGACCGGGUCGACCCCCAGAAGAUCGGCAUCUGGGGUAGCUCCUACGGCGGCGGCCACUGCCUUUACGUCGGUGCGGUGGACAAGCGCGUGAAGCUGGUGCUGUCCCAGAUACCCUUGGUCGAUGGCUACGCCACGACGGAAAGGGCGCUCCCCGAGGCGGCGCGCGAGCCCUCCAACGCCCAUUUCGCGCAGGACCGACUUGCCCGAGCCCAAGGCAAGGAGCCUCAAUACAUAGCCGUUUCAAGCGCGGACCCGGCCACGAAGGCGUUAUUCAACGACCAAAAAUGCUUCGACUUUUUCAAGGAGCAUGUCGGUAAACCGUACUGGGACAAUCGCAUGACUGUCAAAACGGUGGAACUCUCACGCGGUUGGGUGCCGGCACACCUGAUCGACAAAAUAUCGCCGACGCCGCUUCACAUGACCGUCGCCAUCCAGGACACUGUGACGCCCGCCGAGUACGCGCUCAAGGCUUACAACCGGGCCUUAGAGCCCAAGAAGUUGACUCUGCUCAACUGUGACCACUUUGGGCCUUAUAGCGGUCCUCAUUUUGAGAAAGUCGUCGCGGAGCAAGCCGCUUUCAUUAAGGAGUGGUUUUUUGACGGCCAAUAG